Eutrema salsugineum is the source of this 2631-nucleotide messenger RNA. Its product is annotated as cell division control protein 48 homolog C. The record is from RefSeq and is a predicted model, not a curated record. Gene Ontology annotation, cellular component: nucleus. The coding region runs from base 81 to 2483 and encodes 800 amino acids. The transcript is spliced from 9 exons. NCBI's taxonomy places the organism in Eukaryota, Viridiplantae, Streptophyta, Magnoliopsida, Brassicales, Brassicaceae. Gene Ontology annotation, biological process: ribosome biogenesis. Gene Ontology annotation, molecular function: preribosome binding; ATP binding; ATP hydrolysis activity.
GCUUUUUUCAGCCAAGCUUUGCCGAAGCUCUCCUGCGCGUCUGUCGGUGAUUCAGAGUUCCACGAUUGAAGCCCAAUACGAUGGGGAAGGGAGGUCGCGGCGGCGGUAUGGGCGGAGGAAGGAUUUCUCUGAGUCAAGCUAUGGAUUCGUGCGGGAAGAAUUUAGAUACGGCGGAGGAAAUUGUCGAUGAUCUCCGUUCCAGGUACAGUUGUUAUAAGAGGUUGAAACGGCAAGUGCUUCUGCUCAACGUCGCAAAGAUCCGUAAUGUCAGAGAAAAGAAGCGGGUUAAAGACGAAGAAGAAAAUGACGGUGAAGAAGCUGCUGCUAAGAGGAGGAAGAAGCAGAGACGGGUUGAUGAGAAAGAGGAGAAGUUGCAGCUAGCGGAGCAGUCGCAUCUCAGGAGGAGAAACAAGGAGCGAUCGUCGGUGUCUUGUUCCACGUCGGAAGACAGUGACGGCGAUGUGUCGACCUCCGAGGACGCGAUUUACAGCGAGAAUCUGAGUCCGAGGUUUGAUAUGACAAAGGACACUCUACGAGAUAAGUACACCAAGAUGAACAGUAAAUCAAUUCCAAUUGGGUCUUCUUCUUCGCCUGUGGAAAAGAAUGUCGAAGUUGAGACUGUGACCAACAAACGUAGAAGCAAGAUGGGGUCGGCUAAAGCCUCUCCUUCCGUGAGUGGAACUACUACUACUGGUAAUGGCGAUUUGGGUAAUAAAGGACCUACAUUUAAAGAUUUUGGUGGGAUAAACAAAGUGUUGGAUGAAAUGAAGAUGAAUAUUCUGUACCCGAUUUUCAAUCCCGCACCAUUUAAGAAGUUGGGAGUGAAGCCACUAAGCGGGAUUCUAUUCCAUGGACCACCUGGUUGUGGAAAGACCAUGUUGGCCAACGCUCUAGCCAAUGAAGCUGGUGUUCCGUUUUAUCAGAUUUCAGCCACAGAAGUGGUCUCUGGUGUUUCCGGUGCUUCGGAAGAGAAUAUUAGAGAGCUCUUCUCUAAAGCUUAUAGGACUGCGCCUUCGAUUGUGUUUAUCGAUGAGAUUGAUGCCAUUGGAUCAAAGAGAGAAGACCAGCAAAGGGAGAUGGAGAAGCGGAUAGUAGCGCAACUAUUGACUUGUAUGGAUGGGCCUGGUAACAAGGGCGAUCCUGAUUCCAGUGCUGGCUUUGUUCUCGUCAUUGGAGCUACAAAUAGGCCUGAUGCUCUUGAUCCUGCUCUCAGGAGGAGUGGGAGAUUUGAGUGUGAGAUUGCUCUAAGCGUUCCAGAUGAAGAUGCAAGGGCUGAGAUACUCUCUGUUGUAGCUCAAAAACUUUGUCUAGAAGCUCCCUUUGACAUGAAAAGAAUAGCUCGUUUAACACCAGGUUUUGUCGGAGCUGAUUUGGUAGGCCUUGCUAACAAGGCUGGCAGGAUAGCCAUACAGAGGAUCAUGGAUGCAAGAAGAUCGGAACAACUUUCCGGCGACUCCGAAGAUGAUAUUUCUUGGCUCAGGCGGCCCUGGCUGGAAGAAGAGUUGGAAACACUGGUUGUCAAAAUGUCUGAUUUCGAGGAAGCAGUGAAGUUAGUUCAGGGAUCUUUAACUAGAGAAGGUUUCUCUACAGUUCCCAAUGUCAAAUGGGACGAUGUUGGUGGACUUGACCAUCUACGGCGUGAACUCCGCAAUUACAUUGUCAGACCUAUCAAAAACCCUGAGAUUUAUAAGGCUUUCGGGGCAAACUUAGAGACAGGAUUUUUGCUCUAUGGACCACCGGGUUGUGGCAAGACGUUGGUUUUAAAGGCAGUUGCAAACGAGGCAGGAGCUAAUUUCAUAUAUAUCAAGGGUGCAGAAAUGCUAAAUAAAUACGUUGGUGAAAGCGAGCGUGCUAUUCGGAAUUUGUUCCAGCGCGCCCGGACAUGCUCGCCAUGUAUACUCUUCUUCGAUGAGGUGGAUGCUUUGACGCCACGCCGUGGCAAAGAAGGUGAUUCUGUUGUUGAUCGACUUUCGAAUCAGUUUCUUGCUGAGCUGGAUGGUGGAGAGAGGCGUAAUGUGUUUGUAAUUGGAGCUACAAACAGGCCAGAAGCAGUUGACCCAGCUUUCUUGAGACCAGGUAGGUUUGGGAAUAUUGUGUACGUACCCCUCCCUGACGCAGAUGGGCGUGCUUCAAUUCUAAAAGCUAAUGCAAAGAAGAAGCCCAUAGAUCCAAGUGUUGAUCUGGAUGCCAUUGCGAAGAUGAAGUGCCAAGAUUUCAGUGGAGCUGAUCUUGCUAACUUGGUGGACAAAGCUAUACACGUGGCAGUGGAAGAGAAAUUCAGGUCCAUUGAAGAUGAUGAUAUUACUACAGAUUCAAGUGAGUGUACCAUCAAGAUGGCUCAUUUCGAGCAAGCCUUGUCCUUAGUCGCACCCUCUGUGAACAUAAAGCAAAGAAAACACUACGAGCAACUCUCUUAUAAAGACGCACUCGGAGGAACAUCAUCGAAACAAAUCACCAUAGGAUCAUCUUUUGCCCUUGAGUAAAACUCUUAUAAAAUUAUAUUAAAUUCUGCAAAUUCCCAUUUUGUUUAUCGGAAGAUACCAUCUCUUUAUUACAUAAAGACUCUUUUUAUUACAUAAAGACUCGUCUGUACUUCGACUUCAGACACUUCAAGUUUUGUUCCCAACUGUU